GCCGGCAGCCCGGGACCGGAGUCAGAAUUGCUUGGAUUCAACACUGCGAUUCCAACCAUGGGUUUGUCUGUAUCUACCCCUGCUGUUGCAGUUCAGACCUCAGAUGCUUCAGAUCAUCAGACAGCAGCCCCGCCUUCGGGAUGCCCAAUGCAUGAAGGGAAAAUGAAAGACCGUGCAGUGAGUGCCGAGCCAUCCGACCCAACCUGUGGGAGCAAAACGACCUCUGUGCCUGCGCACCAAGAACGCGCGUACGAGUACGUGCAGUGUCCCGUCACCGGCGCGAUGGCUGAGAAUAAGGAGAACCUAGAUCCUUCUAACCUGAUGCCACCACCUAAUCAGACGCCGGCCCCCGAUCAGCCGUUUGCACUAUCUACUGUGAGACAGGAGUCAUCUAUUCCAAGGGCAGAUUCAGAUAAAAAGUGGGUUUAUCCUUCCGAACAGAUGUUCUGGAAUGCGAUGUUAAGGAAAGGGUGGACAUGGAAGGAUGAGGAUAUUAGUCAGAAAGACAUGUAUAAUAUCAUUAGAAUUCACAACCAGAACAACGAGCAGGCCUGGAAGGAAAUUUUGAAGUGGGAAGCCCUUCACGCCGCGGAGUGUCCUUGUGGUCCGUCACUGAUCCGGUUUGGAGGGAAAGCGAAAGAGUAUUCACCAAGGGCAAGAAUUCGUUCCUGGAUGGGGUACGAGCUGCCUUUUGACAGGCACGACUGGAUCGUCAACCGUUGCGGGACAGAAGUCAGAUACGUCAUUGACUACUACGAUGGUGGCGAGGUCAACCACGACUACCAGUUCACCAUCCUGGACGUCCGGCCGGCUCUGGAUUCGCUCUCGGCCGUGUGGGACCGGGUGAAGGUCUCCUGGUGGCGCUGGACUUCCUAACCACUGCUUUGUCAGACAUGGGAAUAUAUAAACUUUUUUUUUUUUUUCUGAGCAAUACAUUAAACUACUUUCCCCAAA
Lipotes vexillifer (Yangtze River dolphin) is the source of this 954-nucleotide messenger RNA. RefSeq names its product holocytochrome c synthase (gene HCCS). The record is from RefSeq and is a predicted model, not a curated record. Bases 58 to 876 code for a protein of 272 amino acids. Lineage: Eukaryota; Metazoa; Chordata; Mammalia; Artiodactyla; Lipotidae. Gene Ontology annotation, biological process: cytochrome c-heme linkage. Gene Ontology annotation, cellular component: mitochondrion. Gene Ontology annotation, molecular function: holocytochrome-c synthase activity. The transcript has 7 exons.